This is a messenger RNA of Aspergillus viridinutans, 906 nucleotides long. Its product is annotated as putative pathogenicity factor. NCBI's taxonomy places the organism in Eukaryota, Fungi, Ascomycota, Eurotiomycetes, Eurotiales, Aspergillaceae. The record is from RefSeq and is a predicted model, not a curated record. Bases 1 to 906 code for a protein of 301 amino acids. The transcript has a single exon.
AUGGCCCCCAAACCAAAAGCAAAACCCAAAGCAAAACCAUCCAAACGAUCCCCCCAUCCCACUCCACCAAGACAAGAAAAAGAAAAAGAAACCCCCGAACCCCCCUGCGAAUUCACCCACCCCUGCACAACCUCCACCUCUCCCUCAGGGAGUACCUCCGGCGGGACCCACCCCCGCAAACUAAUCUCCCACAUCUUCGGCCGCAACAAGACCGCCACGAAGCUCUUCCCGUCCCACGUCUGGGUCCACUACUGCCGCAAGCACUACCAGCGGGCGCGGUACCGGGCGCGCGCGUGGCCGUUUACGCAGUGCGAUCUCCUGCUUGAUAGUCUGGCGCGCAUGGAGGCUUGGGGCGGAGUGGAGAGUUUCGAGGUGGUGUUGAGGAGGAGGGAGGUUGAGAGGAUUUCUUCGCAGCAGUCCUCCGGGGUAGGUGUGGGUGUUGAGGGGGUGAGACUGAGGAAGGGGCGGCGCGCUGUUUCUAUCUCUGCUUCUGCGUGUGCUUCUGGGGACGAUGACGGGGAGUAUGGAGCCGAGGAGGAAGAGGAGGAAGAGGAGGAAGAGGAGUCAUCAGACGAUGGAAGGAAAAGAAGACAGAGACGCAAGCCGCGGAUCAAAGCGUGUCCUGUUCCCGAGUGGUUGCGCGCCGAGACCGGGGCCGGGAAGUCAUUCGCUGAGAUCCGGGCGAUUGUUGAGCGGAUCCGGGCGGAUUUGACGGAGCAGCAUCAGCGUCGCCAGAUGCAGAAGACAAAGAGCAAAGGUAAAGAGCAGGUGUUGUUUCCGGAUAUUGAGAUUCUGCCGACGUUUCGGGUGUGGGUUUUAGAGCAGGCUAAUGAGGAUGGGGAAGGCACAAGGAAGAAGUCGUCGAGGGUGAGUAGGAAGGGAGCGGUGCAGAAGGUACAAAGGUGA